UAUGCGUAAUUUGGCUGGUAAUGAAAGCAGAUGUAAUGCUAAGUGAAAUGGGCGAAGCGUUGAGCAAGCUGUGUUCAGCUUCACGUGUUCCAGCAGUGGGUUCGGUUCUCGACCGAGUCAUCUCCCAACCCAGCAGCGAGGAUCACACGGUACUUUAUAAACUCGCAGAUUAUAAAAAAGGUGGUUUAUUAUUAGAAACGUACACAAAAGGUGGUAUGGCUGCUGCAGAAAGGUUAAUACGUGAGGAGUUUUCAUCGUAUAUGUACGCAGGAGGUAGGGGUCGGGUCAUCAACAGAGCUGAAUAUUUGCGGUGGAAAUUCAGGGACCAAGAGCAGGUGGUGCUACCGAUCGAAGCGUCUCUGUCGCCCCACGACCCUCUGGCCAAAUGGGAGGAUCACACUGCGUGCUGGCAAAUGAGCUACCGUGGAGCACUGGGCGAGUCACUGCUACACGUUCUCAUUAUUUGCGAUACAAAGACUCACACACGUUUAGCCAGAACGUUAGUGAAAUGUUUUCCAAAACUCUCAUUAGACGUCGUUGAAGGAGAAGAAUAUUUGGGUGCGAGUUCAUUACAUCUUGCGAUUGCAUACAGCAAUAAUGAGCUGGUCCAAGAUUUAGUAGAGGCUGGUGCUGAUGUCAAUCAGAAAGCCAUCGGUAGUUUCUUUUUACCACGCGACCAACAACGGGAUCCACCGACUCGACAGACAAAUUACGAGGGUCUGGCGUACUUGGGCGAAUACCCCCUCGCCUGGGCAGCUUGUUGCGCCAACGAGGCCGUAUACAACCUCCUUUUGGACUCGGGAGCUGAUCCAGAUUCUCAAGACUCCUUUGGGAACAUGAUACUUCACAUGGUUGUAGUGUGUGACAAGCUGGAUAUGUUCGGUUACGCUCUCCGACAUCCGAAGCUCCCAGCAAGCAACGGCAGGUUAAAUAAGGCUGGUUUCACUCCGCUGACACUGGCCUGCCAACUGGGCCGAGCCUCCGUGUUCCGGGAGAUGUUAGAGCUCUCGUCCAGGGAGUUCUGGAGAUAUUCCAACAUCACUUGCUCUGCUUACCCGCUUAACGCCUUGGACACUUUGCUGCCUGAUGGAAGAACAAAUUGGAAUUCUGCGCUGUUCAUAAUUCUCAACGGUACGAAACAAGAGCAUUUGAACAUGUUGGAUGGAGGAAUUAUACAGCGGCUUCUGGAGGAGAAAUGGAAGACUUUUGCCAGGACAAAAUUUCUCAAGAGGCUACUAAUCUUAGGGCUACAUCUUCUCCUUCUAUCCGUGUCCGUAUACCUCCGGCACAGCAGCCUAGAAGCUGAUGUCCACCCAGACUGGGGCCUUGAAGUCAACGACGCGAGAUCCGGUAUAAGACUGUCCACCGAAUUGGGCACGAUUAUCAGCACCUUGUGCUAUAUUAUACUGCAGCAGGGCGAUGAGAUCAAGAAUCAAGGCCUUGUGGCAUAUUUCAAACAGUUGAUCCACGAACCAGCUAAGUUCAUAUUUCUAGCUUCGAACCUGCUGCUUUUAGCGUGUAUACCAGCUCGACUUAGCCGGAAAACCACGCUCGAAGAAGGAAUACUCAUCUUUGUGCUACCGGGGUCCUGGUUUCUGCUUAUGUUCUUUGCAGGGGCAGUUAAGUUGACCGGCCCGUUCGUGACGAUGAUCUACAGCAUGAUCACUGGUGACAUGUUCACGUUUGGCAUUAUCUACUGCAUCGUGCUGUUUGGCUUCUCACAGUCUUUCUACUUUUUAUACAAAGGUUUUCCCAACGUACAGUCAACUUUAUUUUCAAGUUACGCCAGCACAUGGAUGGCCUUGUUUCAAAUCACUCUAGGCGAUUACAGUUACACGGACCUAGGACAGACUACGUACCCGAACCUGUCCAAGACAGUUUUCGCUCUGUUCAUGGUGUUUGUGCCGAUCCUGCUGCUGAACAUGCUCAUCGCUAUGAUGGGCAACACGUAUGCCCACGUCAUUGAACAGUCGGAGAAGGAGUGGGUCAAGCAGUGGGCAAAAAUCGUAGUGUCCUUGGAGCGAUCAGUAUCUCAGGAAGAUGCGCAUAGAUACCUGCAAGAGUAUUCCAUAGGCUUGGGUCCGUCUGAUGAUCCUCGGUAUGAGCAGCGAGGGGUUAUGGUCAUCAAGAGCAAAGCCAAGACCAGGGCUAAACAGAGAAAAGGAGCUUUAGCUAAUUGGAAGCGAGUUGGAAAGGUGACGAUAGCGGAGCUACGUAAACGUAAUAUGAGUGGCGAGGAGUUACGGCGUCUCAUGUGGGGACGAGUAUCUAUAUCUACACCCACUAAAGCGCCUUUACCUUGCUUGCCCCCACCCGAACUAGUUGGUUCGACCGAAGCUACUGGAACCGGAGUGGGCCCAGCCCUUUCGUCAGCUCUCAACGUGAUGGCUUUUACUCAUGAUCUCGACCUAACGAACACAUGCACAGAUUUACAAAAACAACUAACACCAGAUCUUCUCGUGAACGGCGUUACACAAGCGACAGGUGUACCCCAUCAAGCACAAUUGAUGUCAAAGCAAGUCACUUCUCCAAACCAAUUGAAUGUCGCGUUAAACCAACCUUUAACUAAGUCCAGCUUAGAAAUGAAAGUGCCAAUAACUGCCGGUCAAAUCAAAGUGCCCACAGCUCCUGGUCAAAUGCAAGUUGCCAUAAACACUGGGCAAGCUGGACUCGCUAUUCUAGGACAGGGUCCGAUGCCAAUGGAUGUUUUGGGAACGAGUUUGUCCCCUCAAGAUCUUCAAAAGCCGCAAAAUGUGAACGUGAUGAUGCCACCACCGAAAGAAGAAGUAUAUAGGGAUUACCUCCACGAGUUAGUGUCUAUGGAGGCGAAAGUGGGCACCAAUAACCCAGAAGUAAAGAACUUAGCUGAGAAGGCAGCCGAUUUAGCAGGGGUGCCGGAAAUUGACGUCAUUGUUACGUCGGCGGCUAAGUCGGCGCGUUUGGUGGUAGCGGGCGCGGUAUCUGGCCUAUUUGGAGUAGCGGCUGACGUGCCACAACCAGAUGCAGCUUGGAGAAGAGACAGGCAAGAACACACUGACAGUGAUCCUGUGACAGACUCUGUUAUACUCGGUCGAGCGGCGCGGGCCCGCCGGGCACGUUCCGCCUCACGACGAGCACCCCCUCCUCCGCCGCAUCUUUAUGUGCCUGCUAGGUCUAUGUACUUUGUGGCGUCUGAAAGUAGCGCAGUUGAAAGCGAUGUUCCUUUGGAAGACCAACUAAGUUCGGGUAACAACUCUGCAAUAGGCGGUAUACGUGAUGACAGGAUGAGAGCUGCUCGUCCAUUGUGCAUACAACACGCUACUGGACAAGUUCAAGUUGAGCAUUCGAUAUUUAUCGUUGGAGCGGGAAAUGGUGCGGAAGUGGAAAGUGCUGCACCGAAGAGAACUAAAAUGGACGUAAAGAAACCUAGACCGAAAACAGCCAGACCGCGUCGCCAAAACAGGGUUUCUCCAGUCCCAGAGACCGGAAGUCCUUUAGAGCCGUGGGCAACGGCUUCCCUGUCAAGGUUAUCUCGCAUGAUACGUUCCUCCAGCAGCUCUUCGUUGUCUGUCAGCUCCCGCAACUCUGCAGAAACCUCUCCUCGGCGGUACUGAUAUUCUCGCAAAAAAACUUAACAGUAUACAUACCUACAGUUCAAUCAUAGUCCAAAGGCCGAAUAUUGAAACUACUUGAGCGCACUUCAAAAUUUUAAGUUAGAUUAAUGGCAUUUCCUAGUUUAGCACGAAUCUUGACGUUUUAUAGAAAUAUAAGACUAUCGCGAUGCUUUUCGAUUGGUGUCACGUGUCCUCUAUUGGCUAUAAAACACAAAAUUUGUUUAUGACGUCAAUGUCACCAGAUCGGUGCUGCGAUUACCUACUAGUUAAUUUGUACAUAAAUCAGAAAAAUCUGUGUGUCAAUAAGACUUGCACAAUUUUAAGCCUACCCUCCAAUUUGCUAGACUAGCAAGCUCAAUUCACUGCUGUCCGACAACACCACAAGGAUUCUUCAAAACACGCAUUCCCAGAACAUAUGUUGUUAAAGAACGUUUAUGUACCUAACGCCUGGUUUUAGUGAAACCUGUACGAGAUAUUUUUUGGACCUCCUGCAUGCCACUACUACAUUUGGAUCUGUCACGCAAUUUUACUAUAUUUGUGAUAUCGUAAAACCAAAUUAGCAGUUUGGACAAAACACCAAAAACUACAACAAAAUUUUUAAGUGCGCCUUUGUUAAGCAUUUCAAAAUUCAGACCACUCGCGCAAGUGGGCGAUUAUGAUUGAAAAAUUAUUAUAUUAUGUUAAAAGAUUUGUAAAAAAGAAGUUUAAAAUGUUGACUACUUGUAAGAUUAAACAGUUUAUGUAAGAAUUUAAGCAAUAAAUAAAACAACUUAUUACUUC
Molecule: messenger RNA, 4373 nt
Organism: Pararge aegeria (speckled wood butterfly)
Lineage: Eukaryota; Metazoa; Arthropoda; Insecta; Lepidoptera; Nymphalidae
Gene: iav
Exons: 25
Coding region: 21-3593 (1190 amino acids)
Biological process (GO): calcium ion import across plasma membrane
Cellular component (GO): membrane
Molecular function (GO): protein binding; calcium channel activity
Source: RefSeq, a predicted model, not a curated record